Messenger RNA from Xenopus laevis (African clawed frog), 2307 nucleotides. It is a transcript of the gene ogg1.L, whose product is annotated as 8-oxoguanine DNA glycosylase L homeolog. The transcript has 9 exons. Gene Ontology annotation, biological process: base-excision repair, AP site formation; DNA repair; base-excision repair. Gene Ontology annotation, cellular component: nucleus; nuclear speck; nucleoplasm. The record is from RefSeq and is a predicted model, not a curated record. Bases 335 to 1633 code for a protein of 432 amino acids. Lineage: Eukaryota; Metazoa; Chordata; Amphibia; Anura; Pipidae. Gene Ontology annotation, molecular function: damaged DNA binding; class I DNA-(apurinic or apyrimidinic site) endonuclease activity; catalytic activity.
GUUUGGGGUGGGGCUUGGGAGCCAGUGUGGACGGGGCCCCAUGAUUACUAAUAGCGACCCUGGUCCUAUGUGAUUUACUAAGGGCACAUGCUAAGAUUUGGGGAGAUUUAGUCGCCCAGGGACAAAUCGCUCUUCUUCGGACGAAUAAUCUCCCUGAAAAGCCUUCCUGCUGGUUAGAAUCUAGGAUUAGUAGUCCGAAGAAGAUGCAAAUUGUCACCUGGCGACUAAAUCUCCCUGAAUCUUUACGUGUGCCCUUAGCCUAAGCGUUGCUAAGUUACCUAGUUCCUCAGCAACUGGAAACAGAGCCCAAUACUGUAGAAUCUAUCCGUAGCGCAUGCGCAGAGAGAAGAGCGCAAGACUACGAAUGCGCAGUCGACAACUUCCUGAUACUGAUACAACAGGGCCGUGUUCUGUACUUUGCAUGUCCGUGAGAGACCUGUGCGACAUAACGUUUUGUUGCAGAAUGCAUCACCUCACGUCAAUCACAACCUCCCCAGCUUUUUGGCGUUCCAUUCCAUGCCAGCGUUCUGAACUUCGACUGGACUACAUGCUGGCUUGCGGACAGACAUUCCGGUGGAAGGAGUGUAGCCCAGGCUACUGGACUGGAGUGUUAAAAGGGCGUGUGUGGACUAUGACGCAGACAGAUGAGCAUAUCUGGUACACAGUGUAUACAAAAGACCAGAGUCCUGAAAAGGUUUGUGAUGGGUUGAAGGUCACUACAGAGCAAAAUAAAAGGAAAAAUAACACUGUGCCAUGUACCUUGUCAAAGAAGGUAAAAAAGGAGGAAAUAUUCCCAGAAGAUGUGGGGGUAACUGGAGAUGUUCCACGCCUUCAGGAAGAUGUAGAUUGCAAGAAAGACCAAGAGGUGCUGGAAGACUACUUCCAACUUAAUGUCAGUCUGAGGACACUCUACCAGCAAUGGGAGAGAUCAGACCCGAACUUUCAGAGAGUCGCACAGGAUUUUCCAGGUAUUCGGGUUUUACGUCAGGACCCCACAGAAUGCCUCUUUUCAUUUAUUUGCACCUCUAAUAACAACAUAUCUCGCAUCACGGGCAUGAUCGAGCGAGUCUGCAGCUCUCUGGGACAGCGUUUGUGCCAAUUGGACUCUGAAGUUUACCACACCUUCCCCACUUUAGAGAAACUGGCAGCAAAUGGCACAGAAGCCAAGUUGAGGGAUCUGGGCUUUGGGUACAGAGCCAAGUUUGUCAGUGAAAGUGCAAGAACCAUCCUAUCUAAACAUGGCCCUGAUUGGUUGGAGAGCUUGCGUCUUGUACCCUAUGAAGAAGCAAAGACUGCACUGUGCUCCCUGCCAGGGGUGGGAGCUAAGGUGGCAGACUGUGUAUGCCUGAUGGCACUUGAUAAGUCAGAAGCUGUGCCAGUUGACACCCAUGUUUUGCAAAUUGCAAAGAGAGACUACGUGCCCCAGCUUGGUGGUUGCAACAAAUCACUGACAGAUCGAGUGUACAGGGAGACAGGUGAUUUUUUCCGUAAUUUAUGGGGACCCUAUGCCGGAUGGGCGCAGUCGGUCUUGUUCUGCUCUGAGCUCAAGAAAUUCCAAGAUCCCACUAAUCCCAUCAAACCAAAGGGAAACCGGAAAAAUCAACAGAAGAAAAAAACAGCAAGUUCUGCCUAGUGAUGGACUUCUGUGGUCUAUUGGUCACAGCUCAAGAUCUACAGGAACUAGUGAUGUGCGGGUGAGGAAAAUCUCAAACCGCACCCUAACCUGCAAAACCUUAACCUGCACCCGACCCUAACCUGCAAAAUGUUGCCAUUGUAGGACCUGCACUCAAGCCGUACCCACAUAUUGUCACUCAUACGCUACUUCUCUGGUUGCAAGACACAAAAUCUUCAGGAGCAGUGGAGGAAUGUACUUUCCCAGUCUGACCAGCACUCAACACUAACCUUGACCAAAUAUCAAGCCAAACUUGCCCAACCGGUGGUCAACCCGUGGGGUCACUGCAUGUUUCGGGUCAACCCGCACAUCACUGAUGGAAACAUCACCAUCCACUCCUAAUUUGUGCACUUGUUUUCUCCUCCCCAUUAUUUUAUAUCUGACUGUCCAUUGCACUGCAUACAAAUGUACUACUACAUAAAUAAAUACAAUUCACCCUACCUUUUGGCCACCCUGUUGUAAAGCCUCCAUAUAUAAUUAAAAACCAGGCCUCUCACCAUUUUUGUCAAACACCAACUACCAAUUGAUAAUCUACCUGGAGCAGAUGAUUGUCUCUGCAGACUUCUUAAAGGGAUACUGUCAUGGGAAAAAAUGUUUUGUUUUUUUUUUCACAUUACAUCAGUUAAUAGUGCUGC